CAAUAAAAACAACCCCGUCAAAGCUCAAAAUAAGAAAAUUAGUAGCAGUGCAGAUUGCAAAAUUGUCACUCUACUUGGAAUCUUUGGGACCGCGAACAUCUAACGCAAAAAGUAAGGUAAACAUAUCAACUUGAGAUAUGAAGAACAAUGACGAAUAUGAAAUGGAAAGUAAUUGUACUGACAAUUCUGUCGAAACAAAAAGAAAAUAUACAAAUUAUGAUUUUGACGUAAUUUUAUCUGGAAUUGGAUCUAUGGGAAAAUAUCAAUUUUUGUUAGUACUCGCUGUUUAUUACAUCAGCAUACCAUCAGGCAUGAAUCAAGUCGGGAGUGUUUUUCUUUCUGCAAUUCCAGAUUACAGGUGUUAUAUACAAGAAGUUGAUAACGAAUUGUUUUUAAACCAAACCAACUGGAACGAAACUGUUUUGGAAGUGUCCACUCCGUUUGACUCCAAUACUAAGAAACAUGAUGGAUGCAAGCAAUAUUCAUAUAGAACAAAUUGCACCCUGCCUAAUUUAGAAGAAUGCUUUACCAAUGAAACAAGUUCGUGCAUCAAUGGACAUGUUUUUGACAAGAGCAGUUACGAAAGUACAACGACGACUGAGUGGGACCUUGUAUGUGAUCAAUUGUAUCUUACAACACUUGCAUCAGUUGCUUAUUUUGUUGGUGUUUUCUUUGGUGUGAUUCUUGGUGGAAAUCUAGGUGACAGGUUUGGACGAACUCGUGUACUAAUAAUCGGACAGAUUUUUGCAUUUAUAUUUGGCAUUGGUUGCGCGUUUUCACCUAACUUAGCAACAUUUGCUGCAACAAGAUUUUUUAUUGCACUAUUUUGCAUAUCGUCAGGUCCACCUUCAUUUGUUUAUGCUAUUGAAAUUGUUGGUAAUGAAUGGAGAUCGUUCAUUGGAGUCAGUAUACAGACAGUUUCUGCAAUUGGGUAUAUGAUUUUAUCCGGACUUUCAUACAAAUGGAGAAAUUGGCGCCAUCUUCAACUUUCUAUCGCCAUGUUUUCUGCAGUUUAUUUUAUCAUAUGGUUUUUCGUACCAGAAUCACCAAGAUGGCUACUUUCAAGAGGCCAAGUCAGAAAAGCAAAAAUGAUUUCUAACAAACUUGCUGAAAAGAACGGACGAAAAUUAUCACCUGAUAUUUGGGAAAAAGCUGUUAUAGAUAAUGAGGAUGAAGUUGGGAAAAUGUAUCCGCACCCGUUCAUUUUAUUGAAAAGACCACAUAUGAGACGCGUAACUAUUAACAUUGUAUUCUGUUGGUUUGUUGUUUCUUUAGUCUAUUAUGGAUUAUCUCUCAAUGUUGGAAGCUUGGCGGGUGACGACAGGGUAAAUAAUUUACUUGGAGGAGUUUGUGAGAUUGCAUCUUGUGUUAUUGUAAUAUUAACAAUGGAUAGAUUUGGGAGAAGACCGAUCGUAUCCAUUGGUUUCUUACUUGGAGGAAUAUCCUGUAUUUUGUCAACCGUUUGCAAUUACUUCUCAUCAGAUAUAAAAGAGCUUGGAUACGUUGGCUUGGCACUCGCUCUACUAGGAAAACUGGCCGUGUCUGGUGUGUUUGCAGUUAUAUAUAACUACACAGCAGAACUAUUCCCUACGGUUGUAAGAGCAACAGCAAUCGGGUGCGGUUCAAUGGCUGCAAGAAUUGGUUCGUUGAUGUCACCUGUCAUUAUAAUGAUACAAUAUCACGUCCCUUGGUUUACAGGGGCCGUCUUUGGUAUCUUUUCGUUCAUAGCGGGACUGACAUGCUUACUUUUACCUGAAACCAACAACGUUCCUCUCACUACGACACUAGAUGGAGCAGAAAAUUUUUAUUCGAAUGCAAAGAAAAAGAUUAAAAGAAAAUCAUCAACUGGAGAAGUUUUCAUUACCCAGAAAAGUUAAGAUGAAAAAUAUUUUUGUCAAUUCUUCGUCGUUAUUUUGUUUGUAUAGAAAUCUCAAGUAGAUAAUAUGCAAAUGAAACACUGAUCUUUCCCAAUGACUAAUUAAAUUCAUAGUUAUAUCGGUAAUGUAAUUGAUAAUGAUUGAAUAAAUGUAUAUAGCAUUUCUUCGGAAUAAAUCUACCACAAUUACAA
This is a messenger RNA of Styela clava, 2068 nucleotides long. The record is from RefSeq and is a predicted model, not a curated record. NCBI's taxonomy places the organism in Eukaryota, Metazoa, Chordata, Ascidiacea, Stolidobranchia, Styelidae.